CCUUCCUUACGUUUCCUGCGCAUUUUUUCUUCUUCCUUGGCCACAACAAUGUUUUAGCACAUUCCGUUUUAGUUUUGAUAAAAUAAACCAGAGAAGAUGAGCAACCAGUGCGCCUAUAGACCCCCCGCGGACUCGGAUUCGGACAGCAGCUAUGAUGGCUUCUACUUCUCGGAUCCGAUAAAGCGCACACGACCCGCUCCCUAUGUGGAUCCCGAGCAGAAGCUGUACGAGGCGGCCAUCGAGGGCGACGGCAAAACGUUGCUGGAGGAGAUGCGAAAACUCAACUGGAAUGUGGAUCAGGCCGUUAGGGGCGGGCCCACCUUGCUGAUGAUCACCUGCCGCGAGGGACACUACGACAUAGUCGAGCCGCUGGUGGAGAAGCGCCGGGCAAAUGUCAAUCGUCAAGUGGACUCUGUAACGCCGCUGAUGAUGGCCUGCGACUGCAACCGAAGGGAUCCCUACCUGGCCGAGAAGUUGGUACGCCUGCUGCUUCGCCACGGUGCCGUGAUCAAUGUGUCCGACAAAUAUGGGAUGACGCCCCUGAUGUUUGCCUGCCAGAACGGCUACGCAGGCGUUGUGCGUCUUCUGAUAAAGGAUGUCAGCUUCGAUGCGGUGGACAACCAGGGCUGUACGCCCAUCUUCCAUGCCAUUGAGCGGAAUCAUGUGGAGGUGGUCAAGUUGCUGGUUGAGGCGGGCGUCAAUGCCACCAUAGCGAACAACAAGGGAUACACGCCCACCCAAGUGGCCGAGUGCCAUGGCUACUAUGAUUUGCUGGAGAUCCUGCCGCGACCACCAUCUACCUAUCUGGUGCCAUCUAGCUACCUUUCCUAUAACACGCUGAGGGAUCACAUUCCACGGAUAUUCCUCAAGAGCGACUGUCCGGAGUACUUCCAGGAGCUCAACUACAUCCUGCGUUCGAUCGAGGCAGGCAAAACGCUGGAAAACUUUGCCAUUGCCAAGACUUCGCUGGCCGAAUUCCUUGUCAUGGAUGACCAACUGCUACGUGAGGUGGGCAUUGAGUUUCCCAUUUAUCGCAACAAGAUCAUGAAGGGGAUACUGGACUUCCACCUUCACCAUUGGUCCCAAAAGUCCAUAGCUCGCAUCAAGACGGAUGGCCUAGACAACUUCUAUGAGAUCCUCAUGAUAGCUGCCAAUCAUCUGCAGCAGUUGGUCAUCAUCCAGGCCUCUCUGAAGUUCGUUUUGAAGAACCAAAAAGCAGGAAAACUAGGACAACCCUCGGACACGCAGUUGGCCACGCUUCAAAGCAAUCUCCAGGGCUAUCGUGGUGUCCUUAGCGACAUGAGCAAGACUGUGAAAUAUCUUGGUUCGUUUAGUCCUGCCCAGAAUCCCCUGUUCAUCGACUACAACGAAAUCCUGGCCGAGCGAAAGCGCAAGAAGGUGCGCAACUACUUCAAGUACACCACCCUUAUCCUGGGAAUCUCCGUUUUCAUUUGCCUCAAGUGCAAGUGGUUCUCCUAGUAUUCGAAUAUCCUGGCAAAGCAUUCCCCUUAUCCAUUUGCUGUACAAAUAACGCAGUUUUCCUUAGCGCGAGCUUGGAAUCUAUAAGUUUCCAAUGUGUUUUCUUGCAAAUCAAAAUAGUUGAUAGUUUGUUGAAAAGUUAAAACUGAAAUCUCAAUGAAACGAAAUUUAUCAAAUUGUUACCUGAAGCUUAACUGAGUUUAUUUGAAUUUAUAAACAAUUAGAAAGUUACAUCUUUAAUAUAAUUAACAGGUUAUUAAAGUUAAUAAGUUAUAAUGUAUAAUAAACAAUAUUUACUUAUAUAUAUCAAUGUAAGCAAUACACCGAUUGAGACAAUAGACGUUACUAAUCAAAGAAACAUAAAGAAAUGUUACCUGAAGCACAGUAAACUACCUGAAAUUUGAAUAGAAUAUUUAAAAAUUGAAUAUCAAUUGCAAUAACAUAGUUAAAUACGUGUUUUGUAGUUAAAAUCCUUACAAAUGUAACACCAAUUAGUAUACAAACAGACUAAUAAACGUAUAGAUGUUAUAA
Molecule: messenger RNA, 2010 nt
Organism: Drosophila kikkawai
Lineage: Eukaryota; Metazoa; Arthropoda; Insecta; Diptera; Drosophilidae
Gene: Gasz
Product: ankyrin repeat, SAM and basic leucine zipper domain-containing protein 1
Molecular function (GO): protein binding
Source: RefSeq, a predicted model, not a curated record